Messenger RNA from Amaranthus tricolor (Joseph's coat), 3775 nucleotides. Its product is annotated as DNA topoisomerase 1 alpha-like. Lineage: Eukaryota; Viridiplantae; Streptophyta; Magnoliopsida; Caryophyllales; Amaranthaceae. The transcript is spliced from 16 exons. Gene Ontology annotation, cellular component: nucleolus; chromosome. The record is from RefSeq and is a predicted model, not a curated record. The coding region runs from base 348 to 3329 and encodes 993 amino acids. Gene Ontology annotation, molecular function: DNA binding; DNA topoisomerase type I (single strand cut, ATP-independent) activity. Gene Ontology annotation, biological process: chromosome segregation; DNA replication; DNA topological change.
AUUCCCUCUUUUCUCAUCAUCCUCUUCAUUCUGUACUUUCUCUCUAUAAGCAACCUAACCUAAAACUGUGAAAGACUCCAUUUUUAUUAUUAUAUUAAUAUUAAUAUAAUAUAAUAUUAACAUUAAUAAAUCCCCUUAGAAAAAGCGAUUCUUAAUUCCUUUUCUUUUGUUUAAUUAUCUCCACCAAAAAAUGACUAAUUGAUGUUUUACAACAUUCAGAUUUACCAUUAAACCAAGCAGGAUUGGUUUCAAUCAGUCAAUCUACCGUUUAUUCUUCUCGAAACUAAGAUUAUUUCAAGACUUGAAUUGAUGUUAUUGGAUAUGGUGGUUUGCCUACAUAGCUGGAAAUGUCUGUUGAGGCUUGUAUAAACCCAAAAAUGGUUGCCGAGGAUAGUGAUGAUGAUGACACACCCUUGAUUUUUAGUAGAAGAAAGCCAACUCAAUUAAGCUCGGUAUUGAAGAAUUCAUCACCCUCUGUGAGACAUGAAAAGCAGCCAUUGAAGCCAAGUUCAGAUAUUAGAAACAAUAAUGAUCGAACUUCUAGUGCAUUGAAGGGGAAGACGGCUUCUUUGUCGAAACCGUCAUCUUCUAAACCCAAUCUUGGAGCUCAAAAAUCCCCACCCCCAUCGUCGAAGCCCUUAAAGCCUUUACCUUCAUCAACUAGACCUUCUCCGUCUCCACCAACUUCAGCUAGACCUUCUCCAUCUCCUCCUUCUUCAGCUAGAGCUGCUCCUUCUCAGCCGCCUUUGUCAAGUAGACCUUCUUCAUCUCUGCCUUCUUCAGCUAGACCUUCUCCAUCUCCGCCUCCUUCAUCGAGACCUUCUCCAUCUCCGCUUCCUUCGACAAGUAGACCUUCUCCAUCUGUUCCACAAUCCAGAGCCCCACCUGUUAAGUCCCCUUCCACCAAUGGAGCUUCUUUGGGAAAUCACCAGUCAAGAAAGGAUAAUCAUGCCAAAGAGCAGAAGCGUGCACCCAUUGCAGUUAAAGAGGAAAAGGUCGUUAAGCAUACUAGUGAUGAGUCUGAUGAUUCCGAUGAUGAUAAGCUACUUAGUGCAAGGUGUUCUGUUGGGUUACAGAAGGGAAAUGCGGAAAUUAAGCCCACUAAAAGUGAUUAUGUGGAUUCUGAUGAUGAAAAGCCACUUAGUUCGAGGAUGGAUAAGGGAAGGGCUGUUGCUGGAGCAUCUCAAACUCAGAAAUCGAAGACGGGGAGUGUGAAAUCACCAGAUGAUUCGGAUGAUGACAAGCCAUUGUCGUCUAACAUGAGGAAAAACAACAGCGGGACACAUUGCAAGUAUGAUGAUUCAAAUGAACAUAAGCCUUUGAUUUCUAGGCUACAACAAAAUGGAUCGAUCAAGAGGGAAAACCAAAGUAAGGUACCCAGUAAUUCAAUUAAAAGGCCUUCAGAGGCCUCUGUUGGUCAACCUUCUAUGAAAAAAGCAAAACUUACUGCUUCAUCCACCUCCGGUAAUGUUAGGCAAAUACCACUGAAAUCCGAUGUCAAAGAUGAUGAUGACCACGUUCCAAUAGGUCAGCAUAUGAAUAAAGCUGGAUCAACCAGUAAAUCAGUGCCUGUGAAAAAGGCUGCUAAAUUUGAUUCUUCAAAGUUGAAAGUAAACAAGAAUUCAAAAAAAAUAAUGAAGCAAUCACAAUACUCGAAGUCUUCAAAAGAGUUACCUAGUUCAGGUGAUGGGCAGAAAUGGACAACCUUAGUUCAUCAUGGUGUUAUAUUUCCUCCUCCAUAUAAGCCUCAUGGGGUUAAGAUGCUGUAUGACGGUAAACCGGUUGACCUCACACCCGAGCAAGAGGAGGUUGCGACUAUGUAUGCAGUGAUGCUUGAGACUGAUUAUGUAAAGAAGAAAAAAUUUAAUGAAAACUUUUUUGGUGACUGGAAGAAAAUUCUUGGGAAGAACCAUGUAAUUCAGGAUUUUAGCAAAUGUGAUUUUCAGCCCAUAUACGAAUGGCAUCUGGGGGAAAAGGAGAAAAAGAAGCAAAUGAGUACUGAAGAGAAAAAGGCAAUAAAAGAAGAGAAAUUGAAACUAGAAGAGAAGUAUAUGUGGGCUAUUCUUGAUGGCGCCAAAGAAAAGGUUGGCAACUUUAGAGUUGAACCCCCUGGUUUAUUUAGGGGCCGUGGCGAGCACCCAAAGAUGGGAAAACUUAAAAAGCGUAUUUAUCCAAGUGACAUUACAAUAAAUAUAGGAAAGGAUGCUCCAAUUCCAGAAUGUCCUAUCCCUGGUCAGAGAUGGAAAGAAAUAAGGCAUGACAACACAGUGACAUGGUUAGCUUAUUGGAACGAUCCCAUAAACCCGAAAAUGUUCAAGUAUGUAUUUUUGGCGGCUAGCAGUUCACUGAAAGGGCAAAGUGACAAGGAGAAAUAUGAGAAAGCAAGGAAGUUAAAGGACUACAUUCAAGGUAUUAGAUCAGCUUACACGAAGGAUUUUACGAGCAAAGACAUGACCAAAAAACAAAUAGCUGUUGCUACCUAUCUCAUUGAUAGACUUGCUCUGAGGGCUGGUAAUGAGAAGGAUGACGAUGAAGCAGAUACUGUUGGCUGUUGUACAUUGAAAUUUGAAAAUGUGAAACCAAUUCCGCCUAAUAUAUUGGAGUUUGAUUUCCUUGGUAAAGAUUCCAUCAAGUACUACAAGCAAUUUGAAGCAGAUCCUCGUGUGUACAAAGCUGUCGAGGAUUUCAGAGAAGGGAAGAAGGUUGGUGAUGAUCUCUUUGACGAGUUAGACACUAGCAAGCUGAAUGCUCAUCUGAAAGAACUGAUGCCUGGUCUCACUGCAAAAGUGUUUCGUACCUAUAAUGCAUCUUUCACUUUGGAUGACAUGCUUGCCAAAGGAGCUGGAAGUGGAGAGGUGCCGGAGAAAAUUGCCAUAUAUCAGCACGCAAACAAAGAGGUAGCAAUCAUUUGUAAUCAUCAACGUACAGUAUCAAAAUCUCAUUCUUCCAUGAUGGAAAGACUUGCCACGAAAAUAGAAGCAGCGAAGAUUGAGUUGAAAGAAUUGGAAGCGGAUUUGGUUCGUGCUAAGAAAGGCAAGCCACCAUUGAAGGAUAGUAGUGGAAAGCAAAAGAGAAAUUUGUCCCCAGAAGCGAUUGAGAAGAAGAUAAUAUCAACGAAGGCAAAAAUAGAAAAACAAGAGCGUGACAUGCAAUCCAAAGAGGAUCUCAAAGAAAUAGCUCUCGGUACAUCGAAGAUCAACUAUUGUGAUCCACGGAUUACAGUUGCAUGGUGCAAAAGAAAUGAAGUCCCGAUCGAAAAAAUGUUUAACAAGUCUCUGCUGGAAAAGUUCUCAUGGGCUAUGGAUUGUGAUCCCAGCUUCAGAUUUUGAUGGGCUCUUAAAUUUCCUUCUUAGCGAUCAUCGAUCAUCGUCAAAACUGGUUGGUAAUGCAGUUCCUUCCGAAGAAAUUUGAUUUCGCUGAUACUCGGCUCUUUCAAAUUCUUGUUCUUGCUGUUGCGUUCAUGGAAUCAUGUUCAAUUCAUCAGGUUUAAUUAUCCGAGCGGCCUUUUCUUUCCUUUAUCCUCUGUUAUUCAAAGAUAACAAGAAACUGAGAGUCUGAAACAAUCCUCUGUCGAGUAGAGAUUCUAGAGUUGUAACAUUACCGGAUAUUAUGUUUCAAUGCAUGAUUCAACAUUUCAACUAAAUGCGGAUCUUAGCAUUAGUAAAACCGAUGAAUUAAGAUCAGUAGACAACGAGUAUACCCCCCCUUAAACGAAGUUCCAACUUACUGUGAUUGUUAUACUUUGUGUUUAGAUUAUUAUUGUUUGUUUAAGUCA